GUUGGGAGGCGGCAGCAGAGGGCGCUGGGUCGCCGGCCUGGGCCGCGUAUGCCAUUGGUCGGGGCUGGGGCGCUGGGUUGGAGAGUUGGUGGAAAGUGACAAGUUGAGCGAGAGAGGGAGCGCGGAGAGCGGGAGCAGCCGCUGCCGCUGCAGCCGCCGCCGAGGUAGCCCAGGGACGGCAGCCCCUGAGCGCAGGGUGCGCUCUUCUGGGAGUCCAAGCCGGAGCCACUCACACCCGCUGGUGCGACCCGGACAGCCCGAUACUGACCCGCAGACCCAGGCGAGGCUGCGCUCGCGGCAUCCAGAGGCGGCCGGGCGGAGGCGAGGGAGCAGGUUAGAGGGACAAAGAGCUUUGCAGACGCCCCCGGCGUCCCGCGAGCGCCAGCGACCGGGACGAGGCUGCCAGGAGCCCGGGGAGAGCCCGUGGAUGUUCUGCGCGCGGCCUGGGAGCCGCCACCGCCGCCGCGAGAGGAGGAAUGCACCGGCCGCGCCGCCGCGGGACGCGCCCGCCACUCCUGGCUCUGCUGGCCGCGCUGCUGCUGACCGCGCGCGGGGCUGCUGCCCAAGAAACAGAGCUGUCAGUCACUGCUGAGUUAGUGCCUACCUCAUCAUGGAACAUUUCAAGUGAACUCGACAAAGAUUCUUACCUGACCCUGGAUGAACCAAUGAAUAACAUCACCACGUCCCUGGGCCAGACAGCAGAACUGCACUGCAAAGUCUCUGGAAAUCCCCCUCCCACCAUCCGCUGGUUCAAAAAUGAUGCUCCUGUGGUGCAGGAGCCCCGGAGGAUCUCCUUUCGGACCACCAUCUAUGGCUCUCGGCUGCGGAUCAGAAACCUCGACACCACAGACACUGGCUACUUCCAGUGCGUGGCAACAAACGGCAAGAAGGUGGUUUCUACCACUGGAGUCUUAUUUGUCAAGUUUGGUCCCCCUCCCACUGCAAGUCCAGGAUACUCAGAUGAGUAUGAAGAAGAUGGAUUCUGUCAGCCAUACAGAGGGAUUGCAUGUGCAAGAUUUAUUGGCAAUCGCACCGUCUAUAUGGAAUCUUUGCACAUGCAAGGGGAAAUAGAAAAUCAGAUCACAGCUGCAUUCACUAUGAUUGGCACUUCCAGUCACUUAUCUGAUAAGUGUUCUCAGUUCGCCAUUCCUUCCCUGUGCCACUAUGCCUUCCCAUACUGUGAUGAAACUUCAUCCGUCCCCAAGCCCCGUGACUUGUGUCGUGAUGAAUGUGAAAUCCUGGAAAAUGUCCUGUGUCAAACAGAGUACAUUUUUGCGAGAUCAAAUCCCAUGAUUCUGAUGAGGCUGAAAUUGCCAAACUGUGAAGAUCUCCCUCAGCCAGAGAGCCCAGAAGCUGCAAACUGUAUCCGGAUUGGAAUUCCCAUGGCAGAUCCUAUAAAUAAAAAUCACAAGUGUUACAACAGCACAGGUGUGGACUACCGGGGGACUGUCAGUGUCACCAAAUCAGGGCGCCAGUGCCAGCCGUGGAAUUCCCAGUACCCCCACACACACACCUUCACUGCCCUUCGUUUCCCAGAGCUGAAUGGAGGCCAUUCCUACUGCCGCAACCCAGGGAAUCAGAAGGAAGCUCCCUGGUGCUUCACCUUGGAUGAAAACUUCAAAUUUGAUCUGUGUGACAUCCCAGCUUGCGAUUCAAAAGAUUCCAAGGAGAAGAAUAAAAUGGAAAUCCUGUACAUACUAGUGCCGAGUGUUGCCAUUCCCCUGGCCAUUGCUUUACUCUUCUUCUUCAUUUGUGUCUGUCGCAAUAACCAGAAGUCAUCGUCACCACCGGUCCAGAGGCAACCAAAACACGUCAGAGGUCAAAAUGUAGAGAUGUCAAUGCUGAAUGCAUAUAAACCCAAGAGCAAAGCUAAAGAGCUGCCUCUUUCUGCUGUACGUUUUAUGGAAGAACUGGGUGAGUGUGCCUUUGGAAAAAUCUAUAAAGGCCAUCUCUAUCUCCCAGGCAUGGACCAUGCUCAGCUGGUUGCUAUCAAGACCUUGAAAGACUAUAACAAUCCCCAGCAAUGGACAGAAUUUCAACAAGAAGCCUCCCUAAUGGCAGAACUGCACCACCCUAAUAUCGUCUGCCUUCUAGGUGCUGUCACUCAGGAACAACCUGUGUGCAUGCUUUUUGAGUAUAUGAAUCAGGGAGAUCUCCAUGAGUUCCUCAUCAUGCGAUCCCCACACUCUGACGUUGGCUGCAGCAGUGAUGAAGACGGGACUGUGAAGUCCAGCCUGGACCAUGGAGAUUUUCUGCACAUUGCAAUUCAGAUUGCAGCCGGCAUGGAAUACCUGUCUAGUCACUUCUUUGUGCACAAGGACCUUGCAGCUCGCAAUAUUUUAAUCGGAGAGCAGCUUCAUGUAAAGAUUUCAGACUUGGGGCUUUCCAGAGAAAUUUACUCCGCUGAUUACUAUAGGGUCCAGAGUAAGUCCUUGCUGCCCAUUCGCUGGAUGCCCCCUGAAGCCAUCAUGUAUGGUAAAUUCUCUUCUGAUUCAGAUAUCUGGUCCUUUGGGGUUGUCUUGUGGGAGAUUUUCAGUUUUGGACUCCAGCCAUAUUAUGGAUUCAGUAACCAGGAAGUGAUUGAGAUGGUGAGAAAACGGCAGCUCUUACCAUGCUCUGAAGACUGCCCACCCAGAAUGUACAGCCUCAUGACAGAGUGCUGGAAUGAGAUUCCUUCCAGGAGACCAAGAUUUAAAGAUAUUCACGUCCGGCUUCGGUCUUGGGAGGGACUCUCAAGUCACACCAGCUCUACUACUCCUUCUGGGGGAAAUGCCACCACACAGACAACCUCCCUCAGUGCCAGCCCAGUGAGUAAUCUCAGUAACCCCAGAUAUCCUAAUUACAUGUUUCCAAGCCAGGGUAUUACACCACAGGGCCAGAUUGCUGGCUUCAUCGGCCCGCCAAUACCUCAGAACCAGCGAUUCAUUCCCAUCAAUGGAUACCCAAUACCUCCUGGAUAUGCAGCGUUUCCAGCUGCCCACUAUCAGCCAGCAGGUCCUCCCAGAGUGAUUCAGCACUGCCCGCCUCCCAAGAGUCGGUCCCCAAGCAGUGCCAGUGGGUCGACUAGCACUGGCCAUGUGACUAGCUUGCCCUCAUCAGGAUCUAAUCAGGAAGCAAAUAUUCCUUUACUACCACACAUGUCGAUUCCAAAUCAUCCUGGUGGAAUGGGUAUCACCGUUUUUGGCAACAAAUCUCAAAAACCUUACAAAAUUGACUCAAAGCAACCAUCUUUGCUAGGAGACUCCAAUAUUCAUGGGCACACCGAAUCUAUUAUUUCUGCAGAACUGUAAGAUGUAAAUGUGGUAUACAGGACAAACUAGACAGCCGUAGAAAAGAUUUAUAUUCAAAUGUUUUUAUUAAAGUAAGGUUCUCAUUUAGCAGACAUCACAACAAGUAUCUUCUGUGAAGUUUGACUGUGUCUUACCAAGCAGGACAGACACUAGCCAGAAAACAAAAAAAAGUGAAAAUAUUGUGGGAUAUGCACUCCAUUGGAGUGCAUUACAUGGCAUUGGGACUGGAACAUGUGGUUUCAAGUACUGAAAACUGCAAACCAGUGAAGAGGAAAAGAACCUUGUGAUUAAAUGUAAAACCAAAAGUCAAAUGGUGCUUUAUGUUUUAGCCUUCAGUCACCACGACUGGUCUCUCCCCCAAAUGUAUAUAUACCAUAGCAUUUGUCUACCUGCUGUCUUUUCUUCAGGACAGAUAUUCAGGAAUUAUAUUGAUUCAGUUAAGACUCUGUGCAUGUUCUUAUGGAAAUGAUGUUCAGAAUCAAUGAAGAAGCUUCAGGCCAAAUUUGAAACCCUGGAGGGAAAUGAGCCAUAACACAAGUAUAAGGAACCCUGAAGCCUUCUAUGUCAUUGGGCUUCUUUGGGAAGAUGUAGAGUGUGCCUUUUUGUGAAUCCUCCUGUGAUCAUGAGGGUCUUUCCCACAGUUUCUCACAGCAUAUUUACAUAGCCCUUGGAAUAACACAGGGCAUCAAACCAUGAGAAGGCUAGAUGUGGAUGCUAGAAUUGAUUGUUGGUUGAUAGCUCACUUUGCUGGAUUAGGAAUGAGGCGCCAAAGGAAGCACAGGCAGGAAAAUGGCCCCACAGCCUAGAUCAGCAACUGUGGGAUCCCAUGGGGACAGCCCCCAAAGGAGUUUUCUGGAAGCAGUAACACUGAAAAAGAAGUGUGUGGCUACAGAUGAGCACAGUCACCCCUUGCAACUCCGUUUACAAGUUGUCCGAAGCAUGAGGUGCUUAUGGUCAACGGACUCUCGGGAAGUAGGAAACUCCAUGAUGACACCAAUGUCUAGUAAUUCUAGUUUCUCUCCCUUUUUUUCUGUGCUGGAAAUGUUCACAGAUUUUAUUCCAGCCCCAAGAAUUAUAACAGUUUAUUCAUACAGUUAGUUGGAAUCCAAAGGCAAUAAAUUCUGUUUUACAAAAUAUGGUCUUCCUACAAAACAAGCACUGAGUUCUUAUUUCAAAAGUUACCAAGAACUGAAUUCUUUAACUAGUAAACAGAAACAACAUGACCAUUUUUGCCUUAGUGGGAUGUUUCACAGGUGCAUCUUGUGGUAUUUACCUGCCAACCAUCUUUGCCAAGUUUAGAAUUCUUAAGGGUUUCAAGUUCUUUAUAGAAGUAAUUUUAUUUUUGAUUUUUCUCUUGUUAAAAAAAAAAAUUUCUUUAUUCUAAGAACAAUGUCUCAAAGUUUCAUUUUAUUUUAAAGGUAUAGGAGACUUGUAAAGAGACUUACAGGAUAUAAAAGUAAUUCCUGGAAAUGAUAUUUGAUGAGGAGAAUAUAAGAUAAUUAAAAACACAUUGAUGUGUUCAUUUUUUUUUUGAGACGGAGUUUCACUCUUGUUACCCAGGCUGGAGUGCAAUGGCGUGAUCUCGGCUCACCGCAACCUCUGCCUCCUGGGUUCAGGCAAUUCUCCUGCCUCAGCCUCUUGAGUAGCUGGGACUACAGGCAUGCACCACCAUGCCCAGCUAAUUUUUGCAUUUUUAGUAGAGACGGGGUUUCACUAUGUUGACCAGGAUGGUCUCAAUCUCUUGACCUCAUGAUCCACCCGCCUCAGCCUCCCAAAGUGCUGGGAUUACAUUUUUUAAUACAACUAACAUGAGAAAUCAAGAAAAUGUGUUUACCAAAAUGCAUUGCAAUUUUCCCAAACCUGAGUCUUCAGAUAACAAACAUGAACUUACAGGUACUGUGAACUCAAAGAAUUGGCUAUAUUCAGAUUUCUGGAGAUAAAUUAAGACAUAUUUUUGUGGCAUAAAUAAGCUGAUUCAGAAGUUACAUUUCUUAACUUUAGGUAGAGGAGAAUAUUUGUAUCCUUUUGUUGCUAUGCAACUGUUUAAUGAUGAAACUUCAAACCACAAUUUUGUAUAUCAUAUGACAAUCAGUUUUUUUCCAAGAAUAUUUAUUAUUUUAAGAACACCAUUUCAGUGAAUCUGAGUUUUUCUAGGAGUCCCUUAAAGGGAAAUUAGCAUUCCAUGAGCCAGUAAAAUACCUACUCUGGUAAAACAUUAUUAUGGUUAAAAAGUAAAUUCAAGUUAGUUUUUUAUAAAGAACUAUAACAUUUAUUUUAAACAUUUUAUAAUAACUGAAAACAUUAAGGUGAGCAAAUGAAAUUUCAAAACCACUUGUAAUAAUGUAUUUUAUAAUCGCACUGUGAUACUAUAUAACACAGUCUCUUUUGUAUUAAAAUAGUAUUUUUUUCACAAACUGAAAAAUAUCUUUUCCUUUGUUGACAAUGUUUUGUAAGAUGACUUUAUUUUCAGAUCUUUUUCUCUUUUUUUUUGCACAAAACUAUGCUUAUGGUUUGUGUCACAGAAGUGAAAAUAUAUCUUUGCCCUUUUA
This is a messenger RNA of Callithrix jacchus (white-tufted-ear marmoset), 5839 nucleotides long. It is a transcript of the gene ROR1, whose product is annotated as receptor tyrosine kinase like orphan receptor 1. Gene Ontology annotation, cellular component: signaling receptor complex; plasma membrane. The record is from RefSeq and is a predicted model, not a curated record. NCBI's taxonomy places the organism in Eukaryota, Metazoa, Chordata, Mammalia, Primates, Cebidae. Gene Ontology annotation, molecular function: ATP binding; Wnt-protein binding; protein kinase activity. Gene Ontology annotation, biological process: cell surface receptor protein tyrosine kinase signaling pathway; positive regulation of kinase activity; multicellular organism development.